This is a messenger RNA of Cajanus cajan (pigeon pea), 1490 nucleotides long. Its product is annotated as zinc finger CCCH domain-containing protein 1. NCBI's taxonomy places the organism in Eukaryota, Viridiplantae, Streptophyta, Magnoliopsida, Fabales, Fabaceae. Gene Ontology annotation, cellular component: U2-type spliceosomal complex. Gene Ontology annotation, biological process: snoRNA splicing. Gene Ontology annotation, molecular function: metal ion binding. The record is from RefSeq and is a predicted model, not a curated record.
UAAAUUCUUAAUCACGCACUGUGCCUUUCGCGAGUGGUGAACCUAAUCCGCCGCAGUUUGCGCGCGCCACCGCAGGGCCUCCGCACUCCGCCGCCGCUCGCACAACCGCAAGUCCUUCGCUCCGCACUUCGUUCGUCCACUCCGCUGUUCUAACUCUUUGCAGCUGUAUAAAUCAUUCUAGUUAUGGAAGAUUCUAAUCAGCCGGCCGAGUCUGCUGAAAACCAGCAAACUGAACAAGUGUGUAGUUUCUUCAGAAAACCUGUUAAUAGAAAGAAUAUAAGGAAGCGGACUAUUGAGAAUGAAGAUAAUGAGGAGGAGGACUCAAACAAAGAAACUUCUCUAUUGCAUAUUCAGAAAAAGACUUUAAAGCCUGACAAUAAAUUGUACUUUUCCACUGGCUCUUCAAAAGCCUCUGCAUCUGUUGUACCAAGUGAAGAAUCUGGAAAACCAGUCUUUCAGUUCGAGUCUUCAAAAAAUAUUCAAGUUCAACAUGAUAAUAAAGCAACAGCAACUCUAGAGACCGAGACUGAGUUUUCAAAAGAUGCUCGUGCCAUCCGUGAAAGAGCACUUAAGCAAGCAGCAGAGAGUCUUAAAGGGACAAGCACAAGUUCUAAGGAUGAAAAAUUAUAUAAGGGAAUUAACAAUUACAAUGACUACAAGGCUGGGUUUCGUAGGGAGCAAACAAUUGCUAGUGAAAAAGCUGGUGGAUCUCAUGGUCCUCUUAGGGCUUCAGCUCAUAUAAGAGUUUCAGCAAGGUUUGAUUAUCAACCUGACAUAUGUAAGGAUUAUAAGGAAACGGGAUACUGUGGAUAUGGUGAUUCAUGUAAGUUUAUGCAUGAUCGAGGGGAUUACAAGUCAGGGUGGCAGUUGGACAAGGAAUGGGAAGAAGCUGAGAAAGCAAGGAAGAUGAGAUUGGCUGCAGGUGAUGAUGCAGAUGAGGAGGGGGGCGCUAAUUUGACUGAUGAAGAUGAUGAAGAUUCGUUACCCUUUGCAUGUUUCAUUUGUAGAAACCCUUUUGUGGAUCCUGUUGUAACCAAGUGCAAGCACUACUUCUGCGAGCAUUGUGCAUUGAAGCAUCAUGCAAAGAAUAAGAAGUGUUUUGUCUGCAACCAGCCAACACUUGGCAUUUUUAAUGUUGCUCAUGAGAUACGCAGGAAGAUGGCUGAGGAUAAAAUUAAAUGAUUUUUGUGGAUCCACCAUGGUUCUCUUUGCUUUGAGGAAGUUAUCCUUUCACCCAUUUUAACUGUGUUAAAGAUUGAUGCUAUAUGAUGAGUUGAAACAGAGGUUUACACAGUGGAACUAGGUGUCAUUCAUUUUGUUGUAUUUCUUUGGCAUGUAGAUCCCAGAAUAUCUGUUGGUGAGGGACAUUCACCCAUUUGUAUAUAGCACCCCAGUUGUGCAAUCUGUGGAACUUUUUUUUUUUUUUUUGCAGUAAUUUGUAUUAACUUUAAAUAGAGCGACAUUUAUUUUCAAAAUUCUUGUUUUUGAAC